Molecule: messenger RNA, 1556 nt
Organism: Selaginella moellendorffii
Lineage: Eukaryota; Viridiplantae; Streptophyta; Lycopodiopsida; Selaginellales; Selaginellaceae
Product: 30-kDa cleavage and polyadenylation specificity factor 30-like
Exons: 6
Coding region: 6-1484 (492 amino acids)
Biological process (GO): regulation of mRNA splicing, via spliceosome; mRNA splicing, via spliceosome
Cellular component (GO): nucleoplasm
Molecular function (GO): N6-methyladenosine-containing RNA reader activity; metal ion binding; mRNA binding
Source: RefSeq, a predicted model, not a curated record
GGGGGAUGGACGACGAUGGAGGCCUCAAUUUCGAUUUCGAGGGAGGAUUGGAUGCUGUCACGGCGGCGAGCGGCCAAGCGCCGCCUCCGCAGGCCAUGGGCGGCCUUGGAGGCGGCGCUGUGCAGGGGCAGGGGAUGUCGAUGGCGCCGCGCGGUCCGGUCAGGCGUAGCUUCAGGCAGACGGUGUGCCGGCACUGGCUGAGGGGAUUGUGCAUGAAAGGGAACGAUUGCGGCUUCCUCCACCAGUAUGACAAGUCGAGAAUGCCGCUGUGCCGAUUUUUUGCGAGGUUUGGGGAGUGUAGAGAGCCGGAUUGUAUCUACAAGCACAGCACCGAGGACAUCAAAGAAUGCAACAUGUACAAGCUUGGAUUCUGUCCCAAUGGACCAGAGUGUCGGUAUCGACACGAGAAGCUGCCCGGGCCGCCACCUCCGGUGGAGCAACACUUGUCAAAGUUUCGGUAUCAGCCCCAUCAAAAGCAGCAGCAGCAACACAUGAAUUCGGACACGCCCCCUCUUCGUCCUCCGAUGAUGCAGCAACAAGGAGGCUACGAUCAUCAAAAUGGAGGACCGAAUGGAGGGAAGCCUCGAAAGAUGAUGUCGGCCUCGAAUCCACUCCCGUAUGGCUUCUCGAGAGAGUUUGCAGCUCAAAGCAGGUAUUUCAUAGUUAAGAGUAGCAAUCGAGAGAACCUUGAGCUGUCCGUUCGACGCGGGGUGUGGGCUACGCAUAGAAAUAACGAGGCAAAGCUCAACGAAGCUCUUGAAUCUUGUGAACAUGUGAUUCUUAUUUUCUCAGUUAAUGAAACUCGUCAUUUUCAAGUAAGUUCUUUGUCGACUUUUUUUCCAUCUCUUUUUCAUGAUCCAUUCGUCUCUUUGAGAAAUCAACACAAGCUUUGUUGUGUGUUUCUUCUCCGGCUUUGCUGCUCACAGGGGUGUGCCAGGAUGAUGUCCAAAGCCGGAGGUGCUGCUCAUGGAACUGCGGGAUGGAAGCAAUCGCACGGGAUGGGCAGCUAUGGUCGAAACUUUCGUCUCAAGUGGCUCAAGUUGUGCGAGCUAUCCUUCCACAAGACGAGACACUUGCACAAUCCAUACAACGAGAAUCUCCCAGUCAAGAUAAGUCGAGACUGCCAAGAGGUCGAACCAUCUGUUGGACAAGAGCUUGCAGAGCUCCUCUAUCUGGAACUCGACAGCAAUCUCAUGGCUGUUGCGAACGAGUCUGAGGCCGAGCGCGAAGAAGCUCCUCCCGACGCUGAAGAACACCACGAGACGCUGGAGAUGGGACGUUUUGGAGCGCUGCCACCACCGUUUCCAGCCGCUUUCAUGGGAUAUGGACGGCCACCGAUGUUUCUACCACCACUUCCACCAGCACCGCUGCUCCAGCAAAUGUGGAGGCCGAGCGAGAAAGAGGCGAGUGGUGAACUGAGCGAAGACGAGGCUCCUCGAAGGUCCGAAGAUGAAAACCGCAAGAGGAAGCGCAUAGACAAUUGAGUGAUCUCACCGAUAGUUUUAGCGACCAAGUCGACUUAACACCAUUUUGUCAACAAAAUCUUUUCUUUUUUC